AUGGCAGCAUUGCGGCUGUUCUGGUUACUACUCUGCUUCUUCUCACUUAGCAUGGCCGUCAAGUCGAAGCCGAAGCGGGACCUGCGAUGCCUCAUGUAUUUUACCGGUCAGCACCCAGUGGCACCCCCCGUUGAGAAGCUCCGACAUGUAACGCACGUCGCCGUGGCUUUCAUGAGCCCUGGUCUCUUCAACGAGCCCGGACGGACCGAGUGGCCAUUGUUCACCACCGUCGAUGACGUCCGGGCCAAGUUCCCGGAGAAGACCAAGGUUUUGGUGGCCAUUGGUGGCUGGGGAGACACGAUCGGCUUCUCCGUCGCUGCUCUGAAUGACGAAACGCGAAAGACGUUUGCCGAGAAUGUGGCCAGCAUGGUCGCAGCCACGGGUGCGGAUGGGGUUGACAUUGACUGGGAAUAUCCGGGGGGUAACGGCGAGGAUUACAAGAAGGUGCCUAAUUCAGCCAAGGCCUGGGAGAUUGGUGCCUACCCUCUCCUUUUCGCAGAGCUGCGCGCCGCCCUCGGGCCUCACAAGAUCGUCUCGGCCGCGGUGCCCGGCCUGAAGCGGGACAUGCUUGCCUUCACCCGCGAGACGGUGCCCCGAAUCAUGCGCCAUGUGGACUUCUUGAAUGUCAUGACGUACGAUCUCAUGAACCGCCGCGACGUGGUGACCAAGCACCACACCGGGGUGGAGCUGAGCCUCGAGGCCGUCGACGCCUACGUCUCUGCCGGCGCUGCGCCCCAGAGACUCAAUUUGGGGUUUGCCUUUUAUACCAGGUACUUCAAGACGGAACACGACGCCUGCGCGCUCGCCUCGCCGAUAGGCUGCCCGACGUUGCUGCUCGAAGACCCGGAGACGGGCGAAGAUCUCGGCCGCAGCGGGGCGUUCUCGUGGCACGAUUCGGUGCCGGAUGAAGUGGCCGAGUCAUUUGCGCGGGCGCUGGAUCACGGCGUCUACGACGAGGAGGGGGGCGGAUACUACUAUUGGGAUGCCAUGGAGGAUUUCUGGUGGACGUUUGACACGCCCGACGCCAUCGAGCGCAAGUUUCCUCGGAUACUAGGUAAGCGGCGGUUGGGAGGAGUCUUUGCUUGGGGAAUCGGCGAAGACGCACCUCUGUUCAAACACUUUGCAGCACUCAAUGACGAGUUGGAGAGAUACCUGGAAGGCAAGGACGAGCUGUGA
This is a messenger RNA of Thermothelomyces thermophilus ATCC 42464, 1176 nucleotides long. RefSeq names its product glycoside hydrolase family 18 protein. The record is from RefSeq and is a predicted model, not a curated record. Gene Ontology annotation, molecular function: chitin binding; chitinase activity. Gene Ontology annotation, cellular component: extracellular region. The transcript has 3 exons. Lineage: Eukaryota; Fungi; Ascomycota; Sordariomycetes; Sordariales; Chaetomiaceae. Gene Ontology annotation, biological process: carbohydrate metabolic process; chitin catabolic process. The coding region runs from base 1 to 1176 and encodes 391 amino acids.